Messenger RNA from Tarenaya hassleriana, 747 nucleotides. RefSeq lists its product as uncharacterized. Lineage: Eukaryota; Viridiplantae; Streptophyta; Magnoliopsida; Brassicales; Cleomaceae. The record is from RefSeq and is a predicted model, not a curated record. The transcript has 3 exons. Bases 100 to 453 code for a protein of 117 amino acids.
UCAUGAUUAUAUUGUACAUAUACUAUAAUGGAUUACCAUGUUUUCACCAUCAUCAUCAUCAUCAUCUACGAGGGCCAUUAACAGUUCCCACCACAUUACAUGAGAGCAUAUAAAAAGGAAAGCUUCGCUCCCUUCCCUUCUCAAACCCACGUUUUUCAAAUUCCUUCUCCUCAACAAAAGAGUGAGAUACAGUUUUAUAUCAAUAUGCUUCUUAGGAUCAAAACCCUCCUUCUUCUUUUCCUCUUCCUCGUUUCUUCGUCUUCAUCAUCGUCGGGCAUAGUUGAACACUCCAUCGACCGUGGAGGUUCCAUGCACGAAAUACUCUACGAGGUUAAGAAUAAGAAAGUGAAUAUGGAUCAUAGGAAGCUCAUGUUCGAGUCGACACUCGACUACGACGAUGCAGGUCCCAAUCCAAAACAUGACCCCAGAAGGAAGCCCGGCGGCAAGCCUUGAAUAUAAUACCAAACUCAUCAUGCUAUGUCAUAUUAUAUAUAUUAUAUAUAUAUACACACGUACAUACAUAUGUAUGUAUGUGUAUAACCUAAACUGCAUAGAUAUAACAUAUCUUUUCACUAUUAAGAUAUACAGUAUAUAUGUAUAUCCUUUUUCUGAGGAUGAGAUCAAUGUACAACGCCUUUCGGAACGUGUUCAUGUCGGGAUAUAUAUAUAUAUAUAUAUAUAUAUAUAAUUUAGGGUCUGUUUCUUGUGUACUUGGACUCUGGGAUAUUAAAUAAAGAGGUUAUGGUA